Molecule: messenger RNA, 2803 nt
Organism: Anopheles darlingi
Lineage: Eukaryota; Metazoa; Arthropoda; Insecta; Diptera; Culicidae
Product: BSD domain-containing protein 1-A-like
Exons: 5
Coding region: 482-1927 (481 amino acids)
Cellular component (GO): cytoplasm
Source: RefSeq, a predicted model, not a curated record
CCUCCGCCGACGACCGCAACAACGACCGACGGAUGCUUGCAGUGAUGCCGAUUGUUUCCUAAAGUGAUCUUAGCCGUGUGCUCUCGGUUCCCAAUCCAGGUCGUGGGCCAGGCGGCCACCAGGAAGAACGAAAUAUGUUUUCGUGAAUGGUUUCUGCCAGCUGCUGGAGCGUGUGUUACUGACGAAACCAUUAACGACAUCAGCAGCCAGUGAGUGAGUGUGUUUUGCGUACGUGCAAAUGUGAACACCACGGCUAGAACUGUAACAUUCCUGCUCCACCCCGUGAACCACUUCUUGCCUGCUGUGUAAAUUUCGUCUCCUUCCUCCUUCACGAAAACCCCCGCUUGUUGUGCACCACGAUAAUCCAAGCAGCAAUCAGGGUUUGUUGUUGCUGCAUGCUCCAUCCACAUCCGCUCCAGAAAACGCUGGCGAGGUGGUUCGUUCCAGACGCGUAGACAGCGCACGACACACACAGAGCGAUAUGGCAGAUGAUGGAAAAAGUGCGCCGGAAGCUGGAUCAGCCGAAGGUGGACCAGCUAGUCCGAGAAAAAGUGCAGCAUCUCCGGCCAGUCCGACGGGCAGCACCACUUCGGGAGGUUCUUCCAGCUGGUGGGGCUCCUGGAUCGAUACUGCCCGUACAAAGUCGGCCUCGGUGUUGGAAGCAGUGAAGAAUGAUCUUACAGAACUUUCGACUGUUGUGAAAUCGGAAGCCUCAAGCGCAUCGGAAGCUCUUGGCCGCACGCUGCAUCUCGGUGAACCCGACUCCACGGUCGGAGCGAUGAAGAAGAGUUUCAGCAGCUUCCUCGGUCAGGUGACGGAAGCUCUGGUCCCUUCGCUCGAGGAAGACGAAGAAACCGAAGCUGUGCUGAUCACGGCCGAUGGCACGGUGACGCUGACCGGCUUUCACAAGCAUUUGGCCGAACUGCAGGCACGGGAGGAGACGUACGUCGAAGAACCGGCCGAUGAACUGCGCGAAAAGUAUAAGCGCUGGAUGGAGGUGGUAGAGCAGGAACAAUUUACAGAGCCACGGUUGAGCAAGCACUUGGCCAGCAGCACGAUACUGAACGAAAAGUACGUGACGCUGGUUCCGAGUCGCGUGGCACACAUGGAGUUUUGGAAGAGAUAUCUAUUUAAGAAGGCCCUGCUAGAAGACGCAGUCGCAAACGCUGAGAUUGCCGAACGAAAGGCAAAGGCGGCCGCUGCCUCAGCGGAAACAGUUGCCCCCAACAAGACGAUUGUGCAGACUGAUCAACCGAGACGGGCGAUCGAAGAGGUAGAAGAAGAAACCACCCCAGAGGAACCAUCCUAUCCAAUCGCGGACGAUCUCGCCUGGGCGGAAGUGCCUGAGUUCGAUGCAACGAACAUUGAGCUUUCAGAGGAGGAGCAGGCCCGCCUGCUGGAAGAGUACGAACAGGAAAUUCGUGAACGUGAAAAGUCCCUUACUGGCAGUGGUGUUGGUAAGCUGGAGCUUGUAGACGAAUCCCUACUGGUACAAUCCGAUAUCGAGGGUACACCACAGCGAACGAAGCCGACCAAAGCACCAACCAGUGGCAGCAACAAGCAGCAAUCCAAAAAGGAUACCAACGCCAAGGAACAGCAGCAGCAGCGAGCUAGUGGCAACCACCAGCAAAAGUCCAACAACCAGCAGCAACAACAAAACAAAACCAGCGCACAGAAGCAACCGGGUAACAAGGCAUCGGCACAGGGGGCUAGCACGGGUAGCGGCAAGACUGUAAAUAAGAAUGCGUUGCCAGCAAACAGCAAGAAAGGAGGUGGCUCACAGCCUGCUCAGCAAUCAUCAGCGACACAAGCCAGUGCGAAGAAGGACGGAGCGCUUAAGAUUGACAAGAACCAUUUCACGAAGGAGGCGGAAGCGUCGUCUUCGAAUUCGGACGAAAGCUGGGAGAAGGAGUUUGAGAUGGAAUGAGGCGAACUGAUCGAUCUGCGCCAGGAAUUGGCCCAGUGCGCCGAUUGGUCGUGAAUUCGUAGCAUUUUCUAUCGUUUAUACUUUAUGGCAAUUCUUCAUUCUUCUCCUCCGAAGACGAGGCGGAAAUCGGGGUGCAAAUCCGUGCCGGGCGUGUUUGUAUCGAGCGCUAGGUGUGGUUCAGAUUGUGACAAUGUUUUUCUUUUCGUCUUAUCUCUCCAUAACUGCCGGCGUGCAUGAGUGCAAUGUUAUGUGUGGGCGUAGCAGGCGAGGAUACCGUAAACCGUACGGUAAUAGUCCAUUGCCCCUUAAUCGAUCUAGAUGCAUAUUAACUUGGCUUAAGUUUUUUUCUAUGUUUGUAUGCGAGAGCAAAAAUGCGUGUGUAUGUUUGGAGAACGAGCAAUUAAGGUUGAGGAGAAUGCUUAUGCUAGCAAACUACUAUUACGUACGUAAAUCUGUUCAAUUGUUUUACCCUUACAGUCUUCCGCUCGCUUCCCGGCAGCGUUCAUAUGCGUCGCGCUGUAAAGUGAAGCGGAGUAGUACUAAGGAGGGGCAACAGGCCCCGCAAAAUCCCCUGUAUCACAGUGGGAAGACUUAUUCGCGAGGCGAAAGUAGCGUGACCAACCUCUCACGUGGUGAGGUUGGCAGCACUUAGCACCUGCUAGAGAAAUCGUUUGUUUCCUUUAUCUCUUGUACGUUAGCUGAUUUUAUUUGAUCGUAACACCUCCUCUGCUCAAUCAUCGGGCGGUACCAGAGGGCCAAUACAGAGGGGAGCGUGAUUGUGAAAUGCCGCGUUAACGGUUGAGGUCGCUACCAUGCUCCUUUCGUGAUGUCAAUAGUUUGACGAAUAAAGUGAAUCGUAUUUUAUUUACCAACUGA